AAUAAUUAAUGCAUGCGCAUCGUUGUCACGAUCAAAAAUCACCAAGCACCAAACCUCAAUAUCCACCCCACAACACCUCACCUAAUGCACAUUCGGUAGCACUGCCCUAUACCUAGCUUGCCUCCCGCCGGCUAGCUGGGUAUGCGCCGACGACAAUGCGCGAGUUCAUGGACUAUAUCCAGUCCGCCUUCUACGCUGCCACCGGCUGGAACCGCGACAAUAGCUACUCCUCGCUCAACGCCACCUCCGAUGCUCUUCUGAACUUCCCUACGCCUCGUGGCCUUCGCCUCACACUCUCCUCUCUCGCAACACCCCAGUUUGCAACUUCCUACCAGCUUGGCAGUGUGGGCAUUGUGGAUGGUUCUAUAUCGUACCUGUACUCGACGGUACCCCUCAGCAAUGCUAUUGCUCAGAGCGAGAAGAUACCCCUGCCUGAUCUCCUGAGGAGUUAUCGCCCACUUGCGGAGUUGCCCCAGAGGACGAGAGGAUUAGGCGGAAAGCUGAUCAAAGAUACGGUUUCCUAUGGGAGGCUCUACUUGCCGGCGUCGAUGCUGGAGGCGCUGGUGGUUAGGAGGGUUUCGCCUACGCUACAGUUGCAGCUGAGCGCCGUGUCGAGUGAGACGCUGCGGAAUGGGGGUACCAUCUUGGGUAUGGCACAAUACGACGAGGGUCGCUAUGCGGUAGAGGGUCUUGCAUCGACUGAUGGUGGAUUACUCGGAGUGCGCGGACUGUACAAUUUCGGCGGUGAUGUUGGACACCUGAACACGCCGGUUCAACUGGUAGCAGCUAAUGGCAACGGAACGGGAAACGGCGAGCGAGAACGGAUUUAUGGUCGGUUCAGUACAGGCGCUGAACUAUAUUACGGAACAUUGAACAAAUCCGGCGGGAUGAGUUUCGGUGCACGGUUCGCGACGCUGCCUACGCAUAAAGGCACCCCUCUUACGGCGACUAUGACUAUCAACCCGCUGAUGGGAAAUAUCAGCUGGAGCUACGCCGUCAUGGCUGGGAGUUACUGCUCUCUCGCCUCGAAGAUGGAUUUUAACGUCUACAGCUACGAAAGCGAUUGGGUGGUCGGCAUGGAACUCUGGAGGAAGAGAGGAUCUUGGUCUAUCAACGAAGAAUUAGACCAGGUACCGGCACCGGCACCAAUUAGCGCUACGUCUGAUGCUACGUCUGAUGCUACGUCUGACAGGAGUUUCCAAGCGAAAAUGGAAUGGAGAUUAGACGACACCCUCCCCAGUCCACCUCUAAACACGGGUGAGGUCGUGGCGUCGCCGAAAGAAGCAAUCCAGAACCAGCCAAAGAAGAAGAAGGAAAGGAGUUUCCAAGCUAAGUUGGAGUGGCGGCUGGAUGAUCCAGAUGUGGACCCGCCGGCCAAUGAAGAAGACGAAGAGUACUCGGGCGUCCUGAAGGCGCGCCUAGAUCAGCACUUACGAGUCGGUCUUUUGUGGGAGGGCCGAGUCAAGUCUUUGCUUUUUAGCCUUGGCAGUAGCAUCGACCUAAGGCGUCUCGACUCGCCUUUUCGCACUUUGGGAAUGGAAGUACAGUUCUCGUCGUGAUGACCGAGAAGAUGAUUGACGACAAAUGCAAACCUCGAUCCCUUAGUGGGUUGUAGUCACGAAACCCUCGCAAAACGCCGCACCUGCAUCGUUUGUCAAACUCGAAUUGGAGAUAUAUCAUUGACCGAUUGUAGAGUCAUUUACGGUCGCAUCGUCUGCUCCAUCGGUGGCACAGUCCACUCGCGGUGAUAUUGGUCCUCCCGAUAUAUUCCGCAUAUCCAAAAGAGUCGUUGAAUUGACAAUAAAUGAAAUUUGACGACAGGCAGGCGCGUCGAGUUAAUAUGUCAUAUUACCAUGGGCAAUGCUGCCAUUCGGUGAGCCAGGGGGCUUGGACACCUUGAUACCAGUUGUGUAGGUACAUAUCUGCCCUGGCUUGCAUAUUGGUGCGACCGGACUCGUAAUGACCCCAAAGGCGGCCUCACCCUACGAAUAGCCCUGCGACUAACACUUGCAAGGCGAUUUGAGAGUACCUAGUUGAUAUAAGUUGGACCACGCGGAGGAGCGCCGCUCUAGGAUCUCAGCAUCCAGCAUAAUGUCCUCUUGCCGCAAGGGUAGCUACUCCCUACUACAGACAUA
This is a messenger RNA of Annulohypoxylon truncatum, 2135 nucleotides long. RefSeq names its product mitochondrial inheritance component MDM10. The record is from RefSeq and is a predicted model, not a curated record. NCBI's taxonomy places the organism in Eukaryota, Fungi, Ascomycota, Sordariomycetes, Xylariales, Hypoxylaceae. The transcript has a single exon. Gene Ontology annotation, biological process: establishment of mitochondrion localization; mitochondrial outer membrane translocase complex assembly; protein insertion into mitochondrial outer membrane. Bases 156 to 1559 code for a protein of 467 amino acids. Gene Ontology annotation, cellular component: ERMES complex; SAM complex.